This is a messenger RNA of Colletotrichum higginsianum IMI 349063, 912 nucleotides long. Its product is annotated as Peroxin 26. The transcript is spliced from 3 exons. NCBI's taxonomy places the organism in Eukaryota, Fungi, Ascomycota, Sordariomycetes, Glomerellales, Glomerellaceae. Gene Ontology annotation, cellular component: catalytic step 2 spliceosome. Bases 1 to 912 code for a protein of 303 amino acids. The record is from RefSeq and is a predicted model, not a curated record.
AUGGCGACAGUCACAGAGUACGGGGCUCGUAGCUCCCUUGAACCGGACGAGAAGCUUACAGAACCCAGGGCGCCGGCCGACACCGUCAAAACGGAAACCACGAGCUCCGAAAUCGACGUCACACAGAAGCGAAAGGCGUCACCAGACUCGUUCGAAGGCGAGGACCCGUUCAAACGGCCGAAGAUCGAGGAACGCGACCCGCCUACGCAAGACUCGGCGCUCUCGACGGACUCAAGGCCGCGAGACCAGGGUGCAGACACCAAUGCGCCCCGGCGCGCACCGUUAUCGAAGGACGAAGAGAAGAAGCGGGGUAAACGGUUGUUCGGCGGUCUUCUCAGCACGCUGAGCCAGACCAACGCCAGCUCCCAGCACAAGAGGCGCAGGGAAAUAGAGCAGCGGCAGCACGAGCGGGCGCAGAAGCAGAGGGCCGAAGACGAUAAGCGAAGAACAGAGAAGCUCGCGCGGAUCACCGAGGCGAGAUGGCGGGAGCAGAUCAAGCUGGACGAGAAGGCUAUGAAAACCCGACACGUGAACAUGCUCGCGAUGGCACAUUCUCUUAGGUCGAAGGCUAAACCACCGGUUUACUACCGACCGUGGAAGCUCACGAGCGAGCAAGAGGACCGGAUCGAUGGCCAGAUCGAAGACGCCAGGGUUGUCAUAGCAAGAGAAGUCGAAGCUUUCAGGGGCCGAAAGGAAGAACAUCGACGGCGUUACGGACAGACUUCGCCUGCGAGAGACGAGGUGUCUGCACCCGUGGUCAUGGAUGACGCGGCGAAGGCCAACACUGAGCCCCUCCUGGUGGAAGCUCCCACGCACGCUCCCACUGUCGCGAACGAGGUCCCAUCUUCACACCACCAGCACGACGAACCCGGCGACGUUGUCGAGGACGCCGAGGACAUGGUCAUCUACUGA